Fusarium venenatum is the source of this 216-nucleotide messenger RNA. The record is from RefSeq and is a predicted model, not a curated record. Lineage: Eukaryota; Fungi; Ascomycota; Sordariomycetes; Hypocreales; Nectriaceae.
AUGGCAUCCGUAAAAACCUAUGGUGACCGAAACAGCAGACCCGAAGAAUGCGACGAGCGAAGCAACGGAAGUCUUCUAUCGCAUGGAAACUCGGAUUCUGAGGUUGUUCUCGAGUUGGACGACAAGAAGGAGAUCACGGACAAGAAGGACGAGCAGCAUGCAGACACGCCCAAAGGAGAGGAGCUAGAGAUGAGAGGUAGAAGGGUGCCAAGGUAG